Messenger RNA from Rhipicephalus sanguineus (brown dog tick), 6877 nucleotides. RefSeq names its product transmembrane protein 94. Gene Ontology annotation, molecular function: nucleotide binding. The transcript has 29 exons. Lineage: Eukaryota; Metazoa; Arthropoda; Arachnida; Ixodida; Ixodidae. Bases 272 to 4441 code for a protein of 1389 amino acids. The record is from RefSeq and is a predicted model, not a curated record.
ACACAAAGCAGCAUGGCGCCUGCCAGCAACCCGAAAUAAAAACUAGCAGACAGCUUUCAUAACUCACUUGUCGCGCACUUAAUAUAACCUCUUAAUGGGACGCUUCCUUUGACGUCUUCGGGCCCACGGGAGUCCGCCAGUGCGUGCCUUGAUUGCGAGGUCAUGACUCCCCUUCGCCUGGUGAUGGCUCCUGCGUGAACAAAAGUGAAAGAGAGCCGCCACGGGAAAACACGGUAAAGCAACAUCCAGACGACGCGUCGUCUUUUCCAACAUGGAGCCUGCUGGUUUGACAACCGCCGGGGCCCUGCGGCGCCUACAUCACAGCCUCAAGACGGAACUGGAACAGUUUAAACGAAGGGAGUGCCAGGUGACGUGGCUUGGGGAGUCGUUCCACCACAACAACCCGCACUCGAUCUUCCGGUGGCCGAGCGUGGUCCUGCUGCUCUUUGAAGUGGUGGCAUUCGUGGUGGCCUACUCACUCGGAGGGGGUCCCGUGUUGGUUGGAGACUCUCUGUUCCUCAUCUGCGUGCUUGCGCUCAACGUUAUACUUGUGAUCUGGGAGACGAGGCUACGUCACAUGGAAAUGAGGCACCGCGCCCAAGCCAUGGUCAACACGCUGGCGAACACCCUGGGUCACGGAAGCGGCGAUGAAGCACCCUGGAGCACCUCGGACUACGCUCCACUGUUCCAGCCGGCGUCGCCGUGCAUCAGCCUCCAGUGGGCUGUGCGCGAUGGCCGUCUGGUCAACGUGCCCGUGCACCUCCUGGUCGAAGGGGACGUGGUGGUCGUCCGACCGGGACACCAGGUGCCAGGAAAGUGCAGCCUAAUCACCAAGGGCAAGGAAGCACCGCUGGUUCUGGAAGAGAAAGAGACGUUUGUCCCGGAGACAGGCAUCGGCACAUGUGCCACCUUCACGGGGGCUCGGCUGCGACGGCCGGUUGAGCCUCGCCACUUUGUCAUGCUUGAAGUGCCUUACGUCAAGUUCUUCAGGUUGUGCUUGGAGAACUCGCUGAUGCGGCCCGUCUCGAUGUUCGCCAAGGAACUGCACCACGUCAACAGCACGUACCUCGAGCGGACCGUGAUUGGCAUUCUGGUACUGACGACCGUGCUGAAGCUGGCCCAGUGGCGCUACCUGGGAGACCGGGCCGGCAGUGUCAAGGAGUUAGUGUUGCAGCCCGCCCUGGCCAUCCUGCCCCUGCUGCCGCUGUCCCUGCCCGCACUCUGGGUGGGCCUGCAUGCACUGGGCACAGCGAGGCUGCAUCUUAUGGUAGCCGCUCAAGAACACAUGGCUGUGCAGCGCGCUCACGACGAUCCUUUCGAGGAAGGGGACGAGGUGGAGUCGACGCACCCCGACGGAUCGGACCUGUCGUGGGGCCAGGUGCAGCCGCUGUUCUUGUCCUUGCUCCGCGGCAAGGCUCCGCACCUGUGGAGAACCUCCAGCCUCCUGCACGUCCUCGGCAGCGUCACGACCCUGUGCUGCGUCGACAAAAAGGGAAUCCUGUCGUGGCCGAACCCAACACCCGAGAAGGUGUUCUUCCUGAAGCCGCCACGGUCUAGAGGGAGCAACGGUCUCGCACCAAACUUUGGCGGUUCUGGCAACAUCCGCCACUCUGGCCAACUCGACACAGGCUCGGACAUCAUAACCGAGGACAGGCCGACUUCACCCGGUGCCGGCGACUCGGUCCUUGAGGGGGGCAAGGGGCUGACCAUUGACAAUGGACCCCUAAGGCGCGAGUCCAGGUUGUCGGGCUACGAUGCGCCUGACCACAUGUACCAUCCGGGCACCCACGUUGAGGUGCUGGACCUAACGCACAGCAUGCUGUCGGCCUUCGGGGUCCAGUUCGACGACCCCCAGUGGAAGGACUACAUCAACAACCUCAAGCCACUCGGCCUCAGCAUUUUGCUCAACACGUGCAAUCCAGCCACUCAGGAGAAAUACGCCCGUUUCUGCGAUCACAUUGCCUGUGAGAGCCUCCACAACGAGUCGGCCGUUCCUGUCGUCAACAAGCGAUGCCUGUGCGACCUGGCCGUCCAGAUGGGUUUCACGGAUCGAGCGGUCGAGGCGUACCAGCACCUUCAACACGUGGCACUCUUCAGGCAUGUGCAACCUGAAGUGGUCCAGAAAGGAAGACUUGCCCGGUCACUCAACUUUCCACGCCUCAAGAUGCCAUUUCCCAGCAUGUGCUGUGCAGUCGUCAAAGAGGCCCUGUCAGGAACACUGCAAAUGUUCACCCAAGGCACAGCGGACUUGGUCCUGGACAUGUGCUCCGAGUACUGGGACGGCCGGGACCUGUGUCCGCUGAGCGACUCCGACCGCAAGCGGAUCCUGGACUUCUACCAGCGGUCCAGCCUGACGUCCUACUGCUUGGCGUUUGCCUACGCUCCGCUGCUGCCGUCGCUGCUCCUCAACCCGGCUCUCGAAGGCAGCUACCUCCAACUUCCACCUGACAGCAGUCACCUGUUCCGUUCCUCCGGCAAGAAGGUGGGCGGGGCGGCGCUGACGCUGGGCGUCGCUUCGGACGACAAGACGCAGAGUCACCACCUGAGCACGGACUCGGUGAGCCAUGAGGAGGAGACGAUGGCGAUGGAUGCGGCCGGCCGGGAGCAGGCCCUCGAGGCCACCGUGGAGCGGCUCAGGAACCAGGUGUUCAUCGGCAUGGUCACCAUGCAGUACCAGGCGUGCCCGGACUUCGUGAAACUUGUGGAGCAGCUCGAAGAUGCCUGCAUUCGAUUUGUUCAUUUCUCAAAAGAGAACGAGCUACGCAGUCGGGGCUUCUCUGAGAAGAUGGGCCUCGAAUCGGGCUGGAACUGCCACGUCUCCUUGCUCAGCGACAGGCAUAGGACCGACAGCAAUGCAUCGACGUGUCAUCAGUCACAGGUGUCGGCGAGGAGCGUGACGUCCGUGCCGUCGAGCAACGUGGCUGUUGUGGCGGUUGACCCCCACGGAGUCAGCAUCGUGGAUGGCAAGGCAACGAACGCUCCACCACGCAGCAUCAGUGCCCCCAACCUGGUGCACUCCGAGCUGAUCGGCAGUCGCUACGGUGAUUCGCCGCAGUCUCGUACAAGUGUCAACAGGACUGGGAACAAUGCGGAAGGCACCGUGAGUGGCGACGAGUCAGACCCGCUGUGGACCCACGGUGACUCGGCGUGCCCUUCACCGAGCAGUGCCACCGAGAGCAGCACCGAUAGGGGAGCACCGGUUGCCUUCGACAUCUCCAAUCGGGCCAAGCUGCCUCGGGGCAUCGAGAACAUCCGGCCGCACAUCGAGCACGUGGACAACGUGCCCCUGCUGGUGUCCCUGUUCACGGACUGCACCCCCGAGGCCACCCUGGAGAUGGUGCGCAUCAUGCAAGAGUACGGCGAGGUGGUCGGGUGCAUCGGCAGUGCAGCCAGCCUCUACAACCUGCCCGUCUUCCUGCAGGCCGACUGCAGCAUAGCUCUGGAACCACUGGCCCCGCAGUUGUGCGCGCGGCAGCUCGCACCAUCGCCACUGCCGUCGGCCAGGGUGUCAAUGACUCCUCGGGCCCUGGCCCACACCCUUGGUUCGUUGCCCUGUGUGCUGAGCAGUCCGCGUGAGAAGAGCCUCAGCCUGUAUCAUCUCAUCUGGGAGGUGGGCACGCACUUCAGCCAAGCAGUGCGCAGUGCCAUGCAGUUCCUACUCUGCUGCUGCCUGAGCCUGGCCCUGGUUCAGACGCUGGCUGCGCUGGUGGCGUUGCCACCCGCACUCUCGCCCGCGCAGCUGCUGUGGCUGCUGGGGGCGCUGCUGCCCGCGCUUGCACUUGCACUCGUGUUCGGCAGCAGCGCCCACGACAAUCCGCGGGUCAUGACCACAGCGACGGGCAAGAGUCACCCGCGUGUCAACCGUCAGGUGGUGCUGUUCUUCAUCUGCUGCUACUGUGCCAAGUUCUGCCCAUCCGUGCUAGUCACACUGGCUUGCUUCGCCUUGGCGCUCGCCCAUUCCUGCCAGACAAGCGGCUUCACCCCAUGCUGGCCAUUCUUCUCUCAUGGAGGGUCAUCCGAGGAAGCAACGGGCACUCCAGCCGUGUCCUGGGUCUCUGGUCUGGCCCUGUGCCAAAAUGUCGCUGCCUUCUUUCUAGUCCUGUACUUCGUCGUCAUCUCCAUGAGCUUCGUUCACCGGUCUAAGCCAGCCUGGAAAAGGAACCCAGCCACUAACCGGUGCUGGCUUGCCACAAGUCUCUCCGUGUUGCUGCUGCAGCUGGCCUUCUGCGCAUGCAACAUCUGGGCGCGGGCGACUGAGCCGCUGGAAGUGGUGCUUCCGCUAGUUCCGCAGUACGUGUGGCUGACAGGCUUCUUGUGGACGCUGCUGCUGCUGCCACUCAACGAGGUUGUCAAGAUACACGAGAUUAGGGCGAAUCGUCGCCAGCAAAAGAGGGCGCGGCUCGAGUUUGGGACCAAACUCGGCAUGAACUCUCCAUUCUGAGGUUGCCCACCAUACAAAGCGCUGGACGCUUCUCGACACAAGAGUGAACUGUGAUCGCCCUAGAAACCUCGUGGCACAACGCGCCGACACUAUGCUGCCUUCCAAGAUGGCCGCUCGCCCAACAAAAGCUGCGCCAUACCUUCAAAGUUCCUUCAGAUGUAGUGCCCGUGCUUGUCGUGUGAUACCGUCGGCGACCAUUUCAGGGAUUGCUACAGAGGCUUCCAACGAGUGUGCGUUCACGGCUGCGUGAAACGAUUGCUUUUGCCACGUUUUGUGGCAGUGAAACCUGCCACGUCGUCAGACUAGGAGGUGACGCUCUGCCACGUCGUGAGCUCAACAGCUGCGAGCCGGCCGAGCCGUCAGAGGGCCACUACCCUAAAUGCCCGCAUCGUCCCUCGCACCUUUCCACAUUUCUGUUCGGUGUCGUGCGCCGAUUCCUCGGCUUUCGUCGAUUCUGGCUCAUCUUGACUUUUCCAGGCAUCUCGCAGAACAGAGACGCCACUGUCAAACAACUUCGACAUAGGAUGUUUGCAAGUGCCAUCUUGACUUUUCCCGUCGCCUCUCAGAACAAAGAAGCCGCUGUCAAACGACUUCAUUGUAGGACGUUCACAACUGCAGGGAUGAAGCGGAAGACGGGAAAUGAGGAACCUGCAUUCGUAACACUGGCCGAGCAUUGCGGAUGCUCGGGCAUGUUCAGGCAUGUUCAUGUCUCGUACAUUCCUGUGUUCAUUCAAUGACGAAGCAGGUACGUCCAGUGUACUGGCAAGUCAAAGACGUGCAUGCAAUGGCAGAGCAGGUAUAUGCACGCAAUGACAGUAUGAGAGAAUGUGGCUACAGUGACUAGACAGAUAUGGGAUAAUGUCACAUAACGGGACAGAUAUGCACACGGAUUUUGUGACGGGAUAAAAAUGUGCUUACAGCUGUAGGACAGGUGUGUGCGCUUGCAGUGACAUGACAAGAACAUUCAUGCAACAGCAGAAUGAUGUAAUGUUUUGCAGUGACAUCUCAAGUACACAUGUGCGAUGGCAGGAUGAAAAUCUGCGUACUGCUGUUAAUUGUAUUGCAAGGUUACCUUAAGGAGCCACCGAAGAACUAUUUCCUGAGCCUGAGAUGCUCGCAGAAAUUAUUGGGACGAAUUUCGACUAAUAUACAUAUUCCUGAAAAGCGUUUAUAAAAAGUACCUUGGUGCACUUUGCUCAUCGUAAAUGAAAACUAACAUUUGGGAUUAGUUUGGCUAGCAAUAAAUUUCAUUCAAAUCAGUCCAGCCAUUUCCUAAUGACAGCAUUACUGCAUUGCACGAUAGUUUAUGUUUAUACAAGGAAAUCGAGUCUUCACUGUCACUUGCACAUUUCUUUUGAUGGUUAAGGUGUUGUAGCCAUCUUUCUUCGAGGUCUCGCGCCGCUCAUCCGUUACGUGAGCUCGUAUCUUCCAUAUGACAGGACUGGCAACCUUUUUGAAAGACACAUCAUCAAAGUCCUUGCUGGCCGUUAUCAACUUUAUCCAAAGUCCUUGCCGGUGUUAUCGAGAGUGUGGCCAAGUACGGCCAUGUAUAUAACACAGCUGUUGCAUCGCCAUCCCCGAACUUUGGUGUGAGUUCUGCGGCGAACGACAAUGGCUUCCAACGUGGUGCAGGUGGUGCUGUCUGCAUUGUGGCAAGUUGCACUGGGAAUGACACAGGCUUCUAAUGCAGCGAGGCUUACCGCCUCGCACGCUUCCAACGCCGAAAGUGAGACUGCUACAGAUUCGCUCGAUUGCGUAACGAGGGGCAGCGCAGAAAUGUGUUGGCAAGGCAUACGUGUCAACAAAGCAUCAUUGCAAAUGGUGAGAGUACAAUUCCAGAAGUUAGUCAUUCACUGGAGUCGAUAUUCCGCACAAACGCGGCCAAACCUCGUUGAAACAAAGUUGUGUCUACAAAGAAACGUCAUCACCGUAUAUUCGGUAUUCAUUAAAGGGGUACUGACACAAAAGUUUUGGUUUCGCAUUUUUUUGCUGCAAUAUGUUGCUGAGGGCCUGUUAGUCAUAACACGGCACAUCGCUUUCUGCAGCGCAUGACAGAUAAUUAAUUAGUCUGUUGAUUACCGACCAGUCUGAGUUUUGAUUUGGGGGAGUUCUCGAGAACGACAAAUUGCCGGGGACAGCUAACGCCAUCUAGCAUGCGAGACGGCACACAAAACUGUGCGUACAAACUUCAAAAUUCAUAUGAAUAUGAAUUGAGAUAUGGUAGACUGUAUACGCAUGUUCACGGGAAUCGAUCCUGCAGGCUAUCUGUGCCACGAAAUUUUGUGUCAGCAGCCCUUUAAGCAUGUGUUUCUUACAUGCUGACAUAUUACAACAAAAUCACUGUAUUCGAUCAUUCAUUAUGUCCAUCUUCAUUGCGUCCAGGCUCAAUUGCACCACGUAGCGCUACUAGUGGCGAGGACAAGGAGUGAAUGAACA